UACAUAACACGAGACAGGAUUAGAACAUCGCAAGCAACCAAACCGCUCGCUCUGUUAUAAGAGGCUUCACGUUCGAGCUCAAGUUUAGGGUUUUACAGAGAGAGAGAGGGAGUGGGUCCAAUGGAUGUUGAUCGUCCGAGAGAGCUGUCGAUGGAGGCUCUGGGUGUUCUGAGAGAAGGCAUUGGUCUGGUCUUCUCUAAGUGGUGGGCGCUCCAAAUGGCCGUCCAGAACGAGUGGGGGGGCCCUGACUCGGGCCGCAAGGCCGACCAGCUCGCCUCCGACAUCAUCUCCUGGUUCACUCAGUCCAGAGAGCCGCUUUAUAUAGAUGAUUUAGAAAAUAUGCUUCAUCAAGUUCUUGAGUCUCUCAAUACCUUGGCUGAGGAUGGCAGCGCUGAGGAGGUAGCUGAAAAACUGAUGAUUAUGCAUGAAGAAUGUUUGGAAGGGAAUUUUAAGUCUAUUGAAAACCUAAGGAAAGUUUCCGCUCAUCAUGUCAGACAGGUUGUGAAUGAUGAUGACGAUGAAGAUGUUGGUGGAGAUGAUGGAAAUGAUAAUGAUGAUUCAUCAUCAGCUAUGAUGCCGGAUGAUUCAUCAAAUAUGAUGCUUGAUGCACCGGAUCAGUCGCUGUCAAAUUCAAGUCCAAUAGAUAUGCCAGUCAAUGACCUCAGACCCAAGGUGGCAACUGAAGCAGAAGAUGGAUGGGUCCAAGUUGCACGCAGACGAAAUAGAGGUAAAAGAAAUUAGCUAGGUUGAAACAAUGUACCUGUAAUACCUUUUCAGUAAGUAUGCCAAGUACCCUUUCAGUAUAUCUUCUCUUCUACUUCCAUUUGCGGUUUCCCCCCACAACAGUAUGAAUAUGUAUUAUUAUUUGUCGUGAUAAUUAUUGUAAAAAUUUUGGUUUGCCAAUUUUAUGAAGUUGUGGUCAACAAGUA
This is a messenger RNA of Alnus glutinosa, 929 nucleotides long. RefSeq names its product pre-rRNA-processing protein TSR2. NCBI's taxonomy places the organism in Eukaryota, Viridiplantae, Streptophyta, Magnoliopsida, Fagales, Betulaceae. The coding region runs from base 121 to 741 and encodes 206 amino acids. Gene Ontology annotation, biological process: maturation of SSU-rRNA from tricistronic rRNA transcript (SSU-rRNA, 5.8S rRNA, LSU-rRNA). Gene Ontology annotation, cellular component: nucleus. The transcript is spliced from 4 exons. The record is from RefSeq and is a predicted model, not a curated record.